Messenger RNA from Heterobasidion irregulare TC 32-1, 433 nucleotides. RefSeq lists its product as uncharacterized. NCBI's taxonomy places the organism in Eukaryota, Fungi, Basidiomycota, Agaricomycetes, Russulales, Bondarzewiaceae. The coding region runs from base 158 to 433 and encodes 91 amino acids. The record is from RefSeq and is a predicted model, not a curated record. The transcript is spliced from 2 exons.
UCUCUACGUUCCUUUCCAUCACCGCGCUUAUGUUCGACACCUCUGCAGCCUGUGUCGUUACACCCAUAUCUUACUACAGGCUACCAUCAUCGACAUAAUACCUCGAAGGCGAACUGUGGGUAGAAGACAUACCAGCAUCUACAGCAACAAACUUAUUAUGUCUUCACAAGGUACGGUGGAGGCCAGGCAAAUACUAAUCAAUAUGUCCGCGAAGCGCUUUACUCUGACCGCCUGGGCACAACCUAAGCGCUUCCUCCUUGAUAUCUACGGAGACUCGGGGCUCAAAGAAUCACAUCGACUUGAGCAUUGUGAGCAGUAUCAUGUCAUCGUCUACUGCGAGCUUGCUUCUUCACCAGUUCAAUCAUUGUCGCACAGGGGUAAGGGGCGAAGCACUGGCGAAGCUCGAAAGUCAGAAUGCAGUAGGUGCCCUUGA